CGCCUCUUCCCAUAAGACAUGAGCAUCUUGACACCGCCUCCCACACCACUAACGCACUAAUGACCCUCCCCUUCAUCCCCAUCAGCGAGUGCUGCCUCCGUGGCUCCAAGCUCCCCGGCGAGCCGACAGGCGAGCUCCAGCUCGCGGGCUCGACCGUGAACGGCCAUACCCUCCGCAUUGACCGGUACUACGCGCGCCCAGCUGAGGUCAAGCACCCCAAGACGUGCAUGGUGCUGUUCUACGACAUCUUCGGGUUCUCUAUUCACAACCCCAAGAUCCUGGCCGACACAUACGCCGCCCAGCUCGGCGUGGAGGUGUAUGUGCCCGACUACAUCCCAAGCCCACCGCCAGCGGAUGCACUCAACUCCGCUAUUGAGUGGUACCCCGGAGAGAAGAAGGACCAGGGCUGGCUCGCGAGCCUGUGGGGGAAGCUCAGCCUCUUGAAGAUGCUGCCGUACGCUCUGGGCAUCCUCGAUGGGCAGGCACUCCCGCUGGUGGACAAAGCCAUGGCCGACAUCGCGGACGCGGGGUACACCUCCGUCGGUGCGAUCGGCUACUGCCGUGGCGGGACGAUGAUCUCCUACCUCCUCUCGAAGGGCGAUGAGUCUCCGAUCGCUGCCGGCGUCGCCUUCCACCCGGAAUACACGCCCGCGCGGUACCCACUGUACAAGCGCCCGGCGGCGUUCGUGCUCGCCGAAGACGACGCAUACAUCUACGGGGACCGUGUCGAGGAGAUCAUGUCCAAGUUCGGCACGGCGCCGAACGAGGCAACCUUCUUCAAGGACACGGCGCACGGCUUCGCGGCGCGCCCGUCAUUCGAGCACGCGCCGACCCUCAAGGCGUUCCACGAGGCGAACGGCAAAGCCGUGGCGUUCUUGCGGCGCAACCUGUCUCUGUGAUAACUUGUACAGUAAUAGUAACAUGUAUGGUUCUAGUUGCGCGG
This is a messenger RNA of Cutaneotrichosporon oleaginosum, 943 nucleotides long. RefSeq lists its product as uncharacterized. Gene Ontology annotation, molecular function: hydrolase activity. The record is from RefSeq and is a predicted model, not a curated record. Lineage: Eukaryota; Fungi; Basidiomycota; Tremellomycetes; Trichosporonales; Trichosporonaceae.